This is a messenger RNA of Aspergillus pseudotamarii, 607 nucleotides long. RefSeq lists its product as uncharacterized. The coding region runs from base 385 to 588 and encodes 67 amino acids. The transcript has a single exon. NCBI's taxonomy places the organism in Eukaryota, Fungi, Ascomycota, Eurotiomycetes, Eurotiales, Aspergillaceae. The record is from RefSeq and is a predicted model, not a curated record.
GUCCAUUCUCUCAGGCCCUAAGUCUACCUUAAAUCUAAAUCCAAAUCCAACUUCAACUACCAAUUUCACAACCCACCCCAACUAACAAAUAAAAAGAGAAAAGGGGAAAAGGUACCUAAAGAAAGAGAUAAUCCCAAUCUCACCGCAACCCCCUCCCUCCAUAAAAGCUCACCUGCACAACCCCCAAAACAGACAAAAAACACCAUAUCUAUCCAUGGUUCCCCGACCAAGCUAAAUCCUAGUCCCCAUCAUCCAUGUAUCAGUUCUCCCCUGACAUCCAAGCACAACAGGCUUCUAUUCGCUGCGGGCCUUUCUCACCUCUCACCCUUAGUUGAAUCCUAUUUCCGUACUUUUGGACAGGGUCAUGACUCGUACGAGGCUGCGAUGGUGUGCAUUGUGUACACACAAGGCUCUAGGCAACCAUUGUGUCCCUUUUUCUUUGUUUUUUGUUUUUUAUCUUUCUUUCUUUCCAUUACAAGGCAUGGGUCUGUUCUCUUAGGUCUGUUUUUGGUUUGCAGCCUUGUACAUUUGAAAAAUAAAAUAAAAAAAUACAAAGCAUUUAUACGAAUUACAAAAGUGAAUUUAUGAAAAAAAAAAAAAAAAAAAA